Durusdinium trenchii is the source of this 1177-nucleotide messenger RNA. NCBI's taxonomy places the organism in Eukaryota, Dinophyceae, Suessiales, Symbiodiniaceae. The record is from the annotation of a GenBank genome assembly.
ACCACCCAGCACAUCUCAAUCAAUCUCCGCCGUCUCCGCCAUGGCUGCGGAGCAACUGGCGCAAGCCGAAAGCUUCAAGGAGGAAGGGAACCGACACCACCAGGAAGGGAACUACAAGAAAGCCUUGGGUGCCUACCACAAGGUGUUCUGCUUCAUCAAUGGCCUGGUCCCACCACCAGCCCAUCAGGACGUGGUAUCGGUUGCUUCCAACCAGAUCCCUCAGGAUAAGGUCGAAGAGGUUCAACGCUUGAAAGAGGCCACGCGAUUGAACAUGGCGGCCUGCUAUUUAAAGCUGGGCGAGCAUCAAAAGUGCGUGGAUGCCUGCAACCAGGCGCUCCAGUUGGGCCAGAAUGCUAAGGCGUACUUCCGGCGAGGCCAAGCUUACUUGGAGCUGCGGAACUUUGGUGCCGCCAAGGCGGACCUCCUCCGCGCCGAAGCGGAGCUCGGUGCGGCCGCCGCGGCGCCGCUGCGCCGCGCGCUGCGCGAGGCGCUGCGCCCGCGGACGGCGGACGGCGCGGAGCGGCAGCAGUGCCGGGCGAUGUUGGAAGUGAAGGCGCAAGACAGUGCUCCAGAGGAGUUGGCCAUGGAGGACAGCGCCGACGUGGACAGCGAAGUCGCCGUCGCCCAGUCCGAAGCACCGGUUGAAGCACCGGCCGCGGCCGAAGCGGAGGUGGAUCCGGUAGACCCCUUGACCGUACCGGAUGAAGCCCCAAAGCUGCCCACCACGGUCCGCGAGCUCCGCGGAUUCGGGUGGGCAGGGUGGAUCGGGGCGACAGGUGGAUCAGGUGGAGGCUCACCUAUGCAUGGCAGCAGACAGAUACGGAGAUCAAAGUCUACAUCUCCUUCGAUCAGUCUGAGGAGCUCCAAAACGUCAAGGAAUCUCAGGUGAAGGCCGCCUUCGGCGAAUGGAGCGCCACAGUGCUCAUCGAGCUGGGCGGGCGGCCUUUCGGCCUGCGGCUGAACGACUUCCACCGACGCUUGGCGCCGGAGAAGUGCUCGUGGGCGCUGCAGAGCUCGCGGAUCACCUUGAAGUUGGUGAAGCGAGAGGCUGAGCAUUGGUGGAACUUGCUCCAGAAGUCUUCCACCUGAAAUUGAAGUGGCAAUCCUUCGGAUCUGGAUGAUUUGUGGAUUGAUUUGGAUCAUCAUAUGUCUUCAUGUUGUGUACUGUUGGGUUGGG